Molecule: messenger RNA, 576 nt
Organism: Rodentolepis nana
Lineage: Eukaryota; Metazoa; Platyhelminthes; Cestoda; Cyclophyllidea; Hymenolepididae
Source: the annotation of a GenBank genome assembly
CUGUUGCUCUUCCUUAUAGAUGACCAAGAAAACGCUUCAUCAUCUAAUGUGCAUAGACCUGUGCGUUAUCUUCCCGAACAUCGUUCUCUUUUCCGUUGGUUGAGAAAAAAGAAUGAUGUGCUGUUAAGAAAUAAUUCACCUGGAAUUUCAGAUCUUCCCCUCGUCUUUCUGAAAGGUUAUGAUAACAGUACUGCCUCAAACGGGGAUUCAAAUGACACUAGUGAAGAUCUUGUCUCUAUGGAUACCUCGGUUAGAUUCGCUGGCCUCACUCUGCAUAUUAUUGAAGUUGAGGAUAGGGAUUUGAAUAUUAGUGCUUCGACAAUGUCUGGUUCUUGGAAUCAGCAUCGUGGAAAGUGUCCGCCAGUUGCGAUUUGGACAAACUCUCAUCAGUUCCAAAGUAUUCUUGUCCACCCACGAAUGCUUCUCGAUCAUUUCCCAGACACCGUCUCCUCUGCGCUCUAUCGUAUCUACUCUGCUUAUAGUCAACGCGAUUCACCCUUCUGCAUGGUUGGAGCUACCGGCAAUGCAUUGGAUGCCAAGGGCCUUAUAAGACGCAUUAAAAAGUCUUCGCACUAA